AUGUCACUCAACGAGGUGCAUCGUCUUCAAGCCCCUGUGGUCACUGUAUUGGGUCGGGACCCGGCUCACCGCACAUGCGUUCUCAACGGGAACGCGUUCCAGCAAGACGCCAUCAUCUCCUUCAAGGGUUGGCAAUAUGCUGUGUUCUACAGUAGCUGCUCUUCCUCAGGUCUAGGUGAUGACACUCAGCGAGAACCUCUCUUCGUCUGCAUGAGUCGGCGUAAACUACCCAACUCUGAGUGGCAAACGAUAGUUUUCGACGAUUAUGACCAGACCACUGAUGAUGGCCACAAUACCGUGCAGAUGGGCAUCUGUCCAGGCGAUGGUACCAUCCACCUAUCUUACGACCAUCAUUGUGACACCUUGAGGUAUCGGCGCUCCAUCAAAGGCAUUGCCAGUGAUCCAGAACUGUCCCGAUGGACCAAAGACGUAUUCACUUCGACUCUCGAUUACAUUCCUGGCAUUACACAACCUCAUGAGAACUUCGGCUACGUGACCUACCCGCGAUUUGCUGGUCUUGGAGAUGAUCUACUGUACAUAUACCAUGCCGCAACAGGAUUGUAUGAGUAUGCUGGAAAACACCUCAAAGGCAUCCAGAAUAACCCAUACGUUCAUGGCAUGGAUCACCGUGAUGGUAAGCUACACAUCACAUGGGUGUAUCGCGGUUUCGUACACUAUGACGGAUGGGAUGAUCCUCUAGAUAUGAAACACAAGCAACAAGCCGGACCCAAUGGCGCCGAUAAUAACUAUAACAUCUGUUAUGUUUAUAGCGACGACGGGGGUUACACAUGGAAGAACGGGCACGACAAGACCAUUGCUUCGUUGAGAGAUGGAGGCUCGAUUACACCUGAUUGUCCUGGUCUUGUUGCCUUUGAUAUUCCUAAGGGGCGAGGUUUGACAAACCAAGAGGCACAGGCAGUCGAUCAGGACGGCGGGGUGCAUGUUCUCAACCGCGACACGAUGGAUGCAGAGAAUCUAUGGAAGCAUUACUAUCGAUCUCCCAAUGGCAAGAUGACGACACCCAGCUUUUUACCUAGUCCUCGACGCGGCCGCCUAGCCAUCAGCAAAACCGGUGACCUCUUCCUGAUUCUACCCGACCCUACCAACUCAUCUCUCCGUAUCCUCAAGUCAUCAAAAGCAAAAGACUACGCUGAGUCAGUAGAGGUCUGGCGUGGUGUUGGCUUCAUGGGCGAGCCGCUCGUGGAUAGCAAAAGACUCGAGGAGGAAGAUGUUUUGUCCAUCUUCGUCAUUAUCGUGUCGGCGACCUCAUCGAAAGACCGCCGAGUUGCCGUUCUUGACUUCCAGAUCUAG
Colletotrichum scovillei is the source of this 1311-nucleotide messenger RNA. RefSeq lists its product as uncharacterized. The transcript has 4 exons. The record is from RefSeq and is a predicted model, not a curated record. Lineage: Eukaryota; Fungi; Ascomycota; Sordariomycetes; Glomerellales; Glomerellaceae. The coding region runs from base 1 to 1311 and encodes 436 amino acids.